AUCGUCGUGUUUAGCUCUUACCGUUACUCAAGAGGUCACGAUGAAGUUGUGACCCGUUGAUGCCGGUUAAGAGCGCCUAUGACAUGUGAUACAAAUUAUUGCCUUUGUUAUCCCCGAGUGAGAUCGCAUACAUGUCAGCUCGAGCUCUGACGGAUGGACUGGGAAUAACAUAUUCUCCGAUGCUGAAAAAAGGCUCACCACGUCGUGCGUCCGGCGAGGCUGUGUAGAAGAUUGCGGAACGUUUAGAUAUACGAUGAGACAAUAUCAAAUCGUUUCACGAAGCAGCGUAAUAUCCUCUAACCUCAAAGAUCGCCAAGCCAACAUCAGAGUAUCUCGAAGUCACUACUUCCAAUACCUACCUACCUACCUAAACCAAAGCUCCAAAGUAGUCUUCCGUGAGAUUUUCUCACCAACAACCCACCCACCAAACCACCUACCUACCUAGGCAUCAACCAACAUCCAAAACAAUGCCAUCGCAACCCAACCUCCCCCUCCCCGUAACCGGUGCCUUCGCCCUGCCUUUCGCAGCAUACUACAUCGUGCUAUCGAUCCGCGUCGCAGUCCAGCGCAUCAAGCACCGCGUCGCGAUCGGGGACCGCAUUCCCCCUUCUCCCUCUCCUCCCCCUAUUCUAUCUUCAGCUACCCCUUCAACCUCACCCCCACCCCCUUCCCCUCCACCCCCAAAACCAGCAGAAGAAAUCCACACAACCUCCGACCCCCUGCACCUCUCAACCCGCGCGCACCAGAACUUCUCCGAAUACAUCCCCCUGGCCCUAACCCUGUCCACCAUCGCCGAGCUCAACGGCGCCUCCCCGCGCCUUUUAAAGGGAAUCCUGGCAUCGCUGUUUGUGGCGCGCGUGCUGCAUGUGGAGAUGGGGGUUUUGAGGCCUGGGGCGUUGGGCUGGGGCAGGGUGGGGGGGUUUUAUUGGACUUUGGGGGUUUUGGGGGGGUUGGGGGGCUUGGGGGGGGGGUGGUUAGGGGCUAGAGGUUAGGGGGAGUUGGGAGGGGGUUAGGAGGGAGGUUUAGGGGGGCGGGUUAGGGUGAGGGAGGUUAGGGAUUAGGGGGGAGGUGGGUGGGUGAGGGAGAUGAUGGUGAGAGCGGGACGGGUGAGGAGGGAAUGGUGGUGGUGAGAAUAGGGGAAAAGCGGCAAGUAUGACGAAAACAUGAGAGGGGAACCGAUUCGGGAAGCCGAGAGUGAGGAAUUGG
This is a messenger RNA of Annulohypoxylon maeteangense, 1206 nucleotides long. RefSeq names its product membrane-associated, eicosanoid/glutathione metabolism protein. NCBI's taxonomy places the organism in Eukaryota, Fungi, Ascomycota, Sordariomycetes, Xylariales, Hypoxylaceae. Gene Ontology annotation, cellular component: membrane. The transcript has 2 exons. The coding region runs from base 468 to 992 and encodes 174 amino acids. The record is from RefSeq and is a predicted model, not a curated record.